AUGAUCACUGACGUGCAGCUCUCCAUAUUCGCCAACAUGCUGGGCAUGUCGCUUUUCUUGCUUGUCGUUCUCUGUCACUACGUGGCCAUCAGCAGUCCCAAGAAACAGGAAUGA
Molecule: messenger RNA, 114 nt
Organism: Octodon degus (degu)
Lineage: Eukaryota; Metazoa; Chordata; Mammalia; Rodentia; Octodontidae
Product: dolichyl-diphosphooligosaccharide--protein glycosyltransferase subunit 4-like
Exons: 1
Coding region: 1-114 (37 amino acids)
Cellular component (GO): oligosaccharyltransferase complex
Source: RefSeq, a predicted model, not a curated record